AUGACGCCUCAUUCGGAUUCGGAGACGGAGAUUGAGGGAGACACACCGUUGCGGGAUUUGGAGAAGGGGGAGAGGGCAAUUGGGAAUCCAAACGCCACUUCGAUACCAGAUCACGAUGGAGAAACAACAGAUGUUGAGACACCACCCCGACGACCAAGUACACAGUCAUUUAAAUCAAAUUCGCGGUCCAAUAUUCCCUCGGAUCUUCCCCCCUCCCAAGAGAAGCCCUCUGACUCGAAUGGGACACAAGAAGAUCGAAUAUUAGUUGAUUGGGAUGGGGACAACGAUCAAGGGAAUCCGAGGAAUUGGUCGACGUUAUAUAAGAGUUGGAUUACGUUUCUGCUGGGUAUGCUAGCAUUGAGUGCGAGUUUGGGAAGUAGUAUCAUUAGUCCGGCGGAGAAUACAAUUGCGGCGUAUGUUGGGGUUUCGAAGGAGGUUAGUGUGUUGAAUAUUAGUUUGUACAUAUUAGGUUUCGCAUUUGGACCACUUUGCUGGGCACCAAUAUCUGAGCUGUGGGGAAGAAGAUGGAGUAUGCUACCUGCCGUGUUUUGUCUGGGACUUUUCUCCAUUGGAACGGCUACGAGUACGAAUGCGGCAUCAAUUUUUAUAACGAGAUUUUUCGCGGGCUUGUUUGGUUCCGCUCCUGUGUCGAAUGUCUCUGCGGCGUUGGGAGAUAUAUGGAGCCCCAAAGCUCGAGGAACGGCAGUUACAUUCUACGCGGUUGCAGUCGUAGGCGGGCCGACACUAGGGCCUUUGAUCGGAAGCGCUUUGCUUGUGAAUCCACACUUGGGAUGGAGAUGGACGGAAUAUAUCGAGGCAAUUUGGGUAUUUACCGUUCUAAUAUUGAACUUCUUCUGCCUCCCGGAAGUCUAUACCCCCGUCCUCCUCAAAGAAAAAGCCGCUCGUCUCCGCAAAGAAACGGGCAAUAAUGCUUACUACCAUCCGCACGAAGCCAUCAAACUCGAUGCCAAGACAAUGAUCACGAAACAUUUCUCUCGGCCCCUACUGAUGCUCACCACUGAACCGAUGGUCACCUGUAUAGCCCUUUACGCCUCAUUCGUCUAUGCCCUCCUCUACCUCACCCUCGAAGUAUUCCCCAUCGUCUUCGCCGAAAACCGCGGCUGGUCUCCCGUCAUCUCCACACUCCCCUUUCUCGGCCUCUUCGUUGGCGUUAAUUUCGCCACCAUCGUUAAUCUAAGCAACCAACCCCGCUAUGCACGUCUCGUCGAUGCAGCAGGCGGCCUUCCCGUUCCCGAAGCUCGACUCGCUCCCAUGGCACUCGGAGGUAUAAUAUUCGCCAUCGGACUUUUCUGGUUUGGAUGGACGGCGGCCCCAAAUAUUCAUUGGAUUCUUCCAGUUAUCGCUUCGGUGUUUAUUGGCGCGGGGUUUAAUAUCAUUUUUCAGCAGUGUAUUAAUUUCUUGGUUGAUACUUAUGUGUUGUAUGCGGCGAGUGCGGUUAGUGCUAAUACAUUUUUGAGGAGUAUCUUGGCGGCGGGAUUUCCGCUUGUAGCGGGACCGAUGUUUAGGGGGAUGGGAGUGGGACCAGCGAUGAGUGUGCUGGGUGGAGUGGCUACUUUGGCGAUACCAGUGCCGUUUUUGUUCAUGAAGUAUGGGGUAGCGUUGAGGAGGAAGAGUAAGUUUGCUCCGUUCAAAGAUUAG
Messenger RNA from Sclerotinia borealis F-4128, 1659 nucleotides. The record is from the annotation of a GenBank genome assembly. Lineage: Eukaryota; Fungi; Ascomycota; Leotiomycetes; Helotiales; Sclerotiniaceae.